Neurospora tetraspora is the source of this 618-nucleotide messenger RNA. RefSeq lists its product as uncharacterized. The coding region runs from base 290 to 586 and encodes 98 amino acids. The record is from RefSeq and is a predicted model, not a curated record. The transcript has a single exon. Lineage: Eukaryota; Fungi; Ascomycota; Sordariomycetes; Sordariales; Sordariaceae.
CUCAGGGGCAGAUUGAAUCACUGCGGCUUUGUGCGCAUUACGUAAGGCAGUGUGAUGGGGCCUAGCGGGGAGAAAUCAGACGAUCCGCGCACCAAUUGGCCAAUUAAACACUCGGGCUUGGGUCAGUAACCGCCGUUUAUGCCAGGUUACCUUGUGCAUUUUAUGAAAGUCCUGUGCUUUCCUUCUGUUUACAUCGACAACUCUUGCCUCCUCCUGACAGCCAUGGACACGCAUGGGCAUAUACAACGAUCAAAGAGAAUUAUCAGGCUUUGGCUAGCCCCUCUGCCGCAUGUGCCCCUAUCUAUUUCUUGACGGUUUCUGCCUUUGUUUGCCUGAUGUUUGUUGGUCCUUGGUUGCCCUUGUCAUUCAAUGUUCAGGUACCCAACAUUUUGCCUCUUCCUUGACUCGUUGGACACUGACACUCGGUUAUUCCGUAAAGUCUGCCGGCAAAUCAAUGGAGCCGACAUCGGAUAACGAGAGAGGAAAUCAAGGAGGAUUUACUUGGGGGCUUCUGGGCGCCAAGCUUUCUUUGCCCCCUCUUUACCUUCUAAAGAGGGGGAUCCGAAAUUCUGGGACAGUCUUUUAAUUUGGGACACAUCAGGAAUCUUGGCGUUCACC